ACUCAUUUGAGCUCCAUAGAAAGUGUGCUUCUGGUACGUAUAUAAACUAAAAUCGAAGACGAAUUUAGUGCAAAGCUCUUCCAACUUGUCUUGUGUAUGUCUACCGACAUGAAAGCCCUGAUUGUUAUAGGCACGUUGUGCCUCUGCGCUUGCGCUUUAGCUGCCGAGGCGGAAAAAAAGGUGGAAACUACCAAAGAAGUCGAGCAGGAAAGCAAAAAGCAGGACAAGAGGGGCAUUUUACUUGGUGAUCACGGUUGGAGCGGAGGAGACUUUGGUGGAGGCGGCGGAUACGAUUUUGGAGGCGGCGGAGGCGGCUACGGUGGCCACGAACAACAUCACGAACACGUCAAGACCAUCGUAGUGGAAAAGAAGGUUCCUGUACCGUACACUGUCACCAAACACGUACCUUACACUGUCGAGAAAAAGGUGCCCGUAGAAGUCAAGGUACCUGUACCACAACCCUACACCGUUGAAAAGAAAAUUCCAGUACCAGUAAAAGAAAUCAUUAAAGUACCAUACAUCGUCCCACAACCGUACGAGGUCAUUAAGAAGGUACCAUACGAAGUAAAGGUCCCAGUGCCAAGGCCAUACGAAGUUAAAGUUCACGUACCGCAGCCCUACACCGUAGAAAAGAAAGUACCAGUACCUGUAAAAGUUCCAGUACCACAACCCUACACAGUUUACAAGAAAGUACCUUACCCAGUUAAGGUUGAAAUACCAGUGCCACAACCUUACACCGUCGAAAAGAAAGUACCAUACGAAGUUAAGGUGCCAGUAGACAGGCCUUACCACGUCCACGUACCAAAACCAUAUCCAGUUACCGUCGAGAAGCACGUGCCUUAUCCAGUAGAGAAGCCGGUGCCUUACGAAGUUAAGGUACCAGUAGACAGGCCUUAUCCAGUUGAAGUACCUAAACCAGUCCCAGUACCCGUCAAGGUCCCAGUACCGCAACCCUAUACCGUAGAAAAGAAGGUACCAUACGAAGUGGAGAAACCAGUACCAGUUCCAGUUAAGGUACAUGUAGAUAAGCCAUAUCCAGUCUACAAGGAGGUCCCAUAUCCGGUAGAGAAACCAGUACCGUACCCCGUAAAGGUUCCAGUUCCAGUACCAGUGAAAAUCCACCACCACGAAGAAGGAGGUUAUGGAGGCGGCGGUGAUGGUGGUUAUGGAGGUGGCGGUUAUGGAGGCGGUGGUGACGGUGGCUACGGAGGUGGUGGCCAUGAGAGCUACGGAGGUGAUUGGGGACAUUAAGUUGCUGACUGAGAUGUUUUGAGCGUUAUAUGGAAUAUACGAGUAGAUUGUUAUGUACAUGAGGGAAAUUUAUGGGAAAAAAUAAUUUACAAAAAAUAAUAGCACCAAAGAGGGAAUUAAAUUGAUUUUCUUGUCAAAAUAUGAUUAUUUUUCAUUUUAUAUUUUCUUUGUUAUAUACAACUUUAUUGGUUAUAUUAGAAUGGUAAUUAAAGUGUGUCAGCGUCCAGUAUUAUUACGUAAGAAACUGUGUUAAUUAAUUUUGUAUAUUUAUAUUAUAUGUUUUUUUUUUGUAAAAUAAAUAUAUUUUGAAAUA
This is a messenger RNA of Anthonomus grandis grandis, 1564 nucleotides long. RefSeq names its product skin secretory protein xP2. The record is from RefSeq and is a predicted model, not a curated record. NCBI's taxonomy places the organism in Eukaryota, Metazoa, Arthropoda, Insecta, Coleoptera, Curculionidae. Bases 97 to 1251 code for a protein of 384 amino acids. The transcript has 5 exons.